ACAGGCUCUGCUGGGAAGAUGCUUCACUGUGAGCAGAUAAAAGAGGGAGAACAACGGAAUAACAGCUCAGACAUGGAGAAGACUGUGUUUUUAAUGCUGCUAGUUUCAGGUCUUCAGUUUUGUCUGUCUUCAUCUUCAUCUCGUCUUCAUCGUCAGUAUCACUUUGUAAAUGAGCAAAAGACCUGGCUGGAGGCCCGAAGCUACUGCCAAGCCAGGUACACUGAUCUCGCAACCGCAGACAACAAGGAGGAGAUUAAGAAUCUGGUAUCUAAAAUUGAUCUUUCUUCCAUGAAUUACCUGUGGAUUGGACUUAAAAACGGCGACCAAAACCAAUCAGAUUGGUCUCUGGGAAAUAACUCUCUCUUCCAGUAUAGGAAUUGGUCCAGUGGGGAACCAGUUCAACAAUAUGCCUGUGGCAUAAUAUCGGAUAACUCUUACAUAUGGUUUCCUCACCACUGCGAUCAUAAGCACUUCGUUCUGUGUUACAGUGAACCAGAAGAGCGGAAGAAACAAGUAGUGAGAGUAAAAGUGCACUCUCACAGUAAGAUGGACUUGAAUGACCCUGCAGUGAAUUCAGCCAUUUUGAACAAGAUUGAGAAAAACCUGAAGGGGAAUGGGCUUCACAACACCACAAAGCUUUACUGGAGAGAGAUGGAUAACAAGGUGUUUCACCCAGAAAAGAUUACCAAGUCAAAACCAAGGCGUCCAUGCAAUGACUAAGAAGACAACAAAAAAAGAAAAAAUCAGAGUAUGUAUUUUUUUUUAUUUCUGAAGACUGAAAUAUCAUCUACAUGAAAUCAAAUGCAACAAUAAAAUAAAAAAAUUCAAAUGAACAAUGAAUUGUCACAAGUAACAAUUAAACCACUUUUCACACAGAUCUAUUGCCCAAAGUGGGACUUUGUUCACAUUAUUGGAAUUAAGACUAUUUGAUACAGUGUGACUGAUAGAAUCACUAAUUCAUA
Molecule: messenger RNA, 962 nt
Organism: Astyanax mexicanus (Mexican tetra)
Lineage: Eukaryota; Metazoa; Chordata; Actinopteri; Characiformes; Acestrorhamphidae
Product: snaclec 7-like
Exons: 4
Coding region: 19-720 (233 amino acids)
Source: RefSeq, a predicted model, not a curated record